Messenger RNA from Paramecium tetraurelia, 1347 nucleotides. RefSeq lists its product as uncharacterized. NCBI's taxonomy places the organism in Eukaryota, Ciliophora, Oligohymenophorea, Peniculida, Parameciidae. The transcript has 6 exons. The record is from RefSeq and is a predicted model, not a curated record.
AUGUUUAGAAAAGUGUUUGGAAAUUCUAUGAGACAUAAUCCAACUCGUUUAAGAUACUUAAGGGAGUAUGUGUGUUUAAGAGAAGCUGCCAAUCCAUCUGCUUAAUAAGCUUAGAUUGCCCAAUUCUAAUAAGUGGCAAAUAAGUACGGAUUGUCAACUACUCAAUUAACAACACUCUCUAGUAUCUAUCAAUUGAGUUAAUUGCUUCGACCUUAAAAUUUCCCAAACCCCAAAGAUUAUAAAGUUCACGUUGAGAAAUUAGAGUUGUUAUUCAGACAAAAUCAAUCAAACACCGAAAACUUAGAAUAAUUUGCCUAAAGUCUAUUAUACAGAAUCCCCGAAAUCAGCAAACUUACAAAUGAAGCGAGAAAAUAAGCAGCUCAAGAUUUGUUUAGCAUUUAUUUGGAAGGAAUUCACUAUGAUAAUUUAGUCUCACCAGGCUAUGUCGAACAAUUAGAAUCAACAUUCAGAUAAAGAACUACUGCAGUCAUAAAUAAAAUAAAAAAAGAAGUCAAAGAUCCAUAAUUGGCAGCUUAAUUAGAAUAAUCACUUGAAUCAAUCUUUCAAAACUAUUAGUUUAACCAAGGAAGAUAUGUGGGUUUGAUCAAAUCAUUCAUUGAAUCAAAUCAAGAAACCGAAGUUUAGGCAAGUCCAAAAUUAAAUUAAUAAGCCUAAGAGAAACAACUGUUUAUUCAAACUGUUGAUAGAGCAACAAAAAAGUUUUCAGCUGAAGAUCAAGAAUAUGCUAGAAAUGUUGAUGGGCAUGACUUCAAAUUGUUCUUACAAGAAUUAUAUGAAAAGGAAUACCAAUCAGGAUUUGCUUAGAACAGAUUUAAUGAAAAAGGAUAGAAAUUAGUCUAUGAAUCAUAAGCAUAAGAACAUCAUGUUUUAAGAUAUUAAAUAUUGGCAGGAGUCUUUGCUGGUUAUUUCCUCUACCUAUUUUACAGAGGUGAUGCUUACUAUUCAACAAUAUUGGCAGUUCCAACUGUUGCUGCUGCUUUCUUUUAUUUAGCAAAAUAGGGACAAGCAAAAAGAGCAAUCCCUUUCAUAAGACAAGUCCUCAAAAACAAUGACAAUACUUAUGAAGUGGUCUUUGAAUAGAAUCGUAUUAUUAGUAGAAUCGAGAAUGUUUAAGCUGCAUAAAUUAAAUUGGCUUAAGACACUACAUUCUCAAAUGCUUUGGUAUUAGGAAAUCCCACCGAUUUUGGAUAUCAUGUCAAAGUAGCCGAUAAUUCAUUUAUUGUUCCCUACCUCUAUAGUGGUAAUGGUUUAGAUUUUAGAGCAUUUAUAAAUAUUUGAUUCAAUAUAAGAAUAAAAAAUAAAACAAAAUUUUCAUCUAUUAAUCAA